AUGAGUAGAUUAGUUGUUUGCCUAACAAGAGGAUUCCGUUUUCUUCGUAGAAUGGUGACAUGCUGUGUUCCUAAGAAAGUAAGUGUAACAAUCGUUUUUAAUAAAGUUUAUUUUGGUUUUGUUGGGUUAAUCUAAUAAGAAAUAUUAGCUUAAUCUAAUUAUGACAUAUUAUUUUCAGGUUCGCUCACGUUCUUCUGUUAAUAAUUCAAUAAAUAGUUCUAUUUCAGGUAAUAACAUAAUAUUAUAUUUUGGAUUUUCUAUUAUAAGUGGAAAUUAUAAAUUAAAUUAAACAACUUAAUUUUUUUUUUAUCGAUCUAUCUAUUUUUUAACUAAAGAGUUAAUACUUAUUUUAAAUCGAAAACUAGGAGUUCAGAUUUCUAAUUGGUAUUUAUAAAUUGUAUGGAAUUGCUAUUUCAAAAAAAAUCUGACUAAUAUUUCGAUACUAAUUUAGAAGAACGUGCAGUUGUAGAGUUAGGAACAUACGCUGUUGAACAAGUUUUCGAAGAUGCUAUAGAUGUUAUGGUUAAAGACAUCUUAAAUAAUAUUACAUACGCUGAGUUAGGAACAUACGCUGUUGAACAAGUUUUCGAAGAUGCUAUAGAUGUUGUGGUUGCUAUAGAUGUUGUGGUUAAAGACAUCUUAAAUAAUAUUAUCGAAGAAGUUGUAAUGAAAACAACCAUCAAUUGUGUAGUGCAAGAUUCAGUUGAAGAAGAUAUAGCUAUAGAUGUUGUGGUUAAAGACAUCUUAAAUAAUAUUUACGAAGAAGUUGUAAUGAAAACAACCAUCAAUUGUGUAGUUCAAGAUUCAGUUGAAGAAGAUAUAGCUCUAGAAAGUAUAAAUGAUNCCAUCGAUGGAUGA
This is a messenger RNA of Cinara cedri, 858 nucleotides long. NCBI's taxonomy places the organism in Eukaryota, Metazoa, Arthropoda, Insecta, Hemiptera, Aphididae. The record is from the annotation of a GenBank genome assembly.